UGUGACAGUUAUCUGGUAAAGGAAACUUGAGUUAAAGUCACGUCUUCUGGCUUUAAAACAACAACACUUUAGCGCGAGGAGCUAACGAUUACUUUUCCUUCUCCAUCAGUUUCGGUUGAGUUCGGCUGAAAGUGCGGGUUCACUUUAGGUGACAACCUGUGGGUCGAGUGCAGGUGAGCUGCCUGCGGUCUGUUGACUUGAACAUGGUUCACAAGCACAAAGAGGCCGAAUCUGAGCCUCGGAUCUACGGUUAUACCAGAGCAGCAUCCGCAGCGCUGACCCACUUCAUCUGCGUGGUCUUCACUGUGUUCAUUGCGGUCCUGUCUCGCCCGGGUUCAAGUUUGUUUUCCUGGCACCCUUUCUUUAUGACACUAGCGUUCUCCUUCUUCAUGACAGAAGCCAUACUCCUCUUCUCCCCACACGGCUCCCCCGUCAGGAGGCUUCCGCACAAGACCAAAGGUCGCGUUCACUGGGUCCUGCAGUGCCUCUGCCUGUCCUGUGCAGUGCUGGGAGUGGCAGCCAUCUCCUACAACAAACACCUGAACGGUAAAGCCCACUUCACCUCGUGGCACGGUCUGCUGGGCCUGCUCACGCUGUGUGCGGUGGGGUUGCAGUCUUUGGCAGCCGUGCCUCUCAUCUACCACUCUCUGGCCAAAGGCUGGUCCCUGGCCAAACUCAAACGCUACCAUGCGGCGUCCGGACUGGUCACCUACCUGCUCGGCAGUGCCAGCCUGCUGCUCGGCCUCAGCUCUGCCUGGUUCACUGCGUCGGUCAGGGAUUACACCUGGUACCUGUGGGCCCUCUGCCCCGCUCUCGCUGCCCUUGUCAUGAUGAACCAAGUCACCAGCGCUUACAUGGCGAAGAAACGGUUGCAGUCUUGACAGAGGACACAAUAUCAACACUUUAACAAAACACCCUUCUUAUGCAAGGUUUGCCUACGAGAUUGACAUUUUUAGUCACGUGCAAUCAGUUUAAUUUGCAUACGAGUGAAAAAGGGGCUGAUUUCUGCAGCUGGACAGGACUGGACUGUAGUUAACAUUGAGGACACUGAGGUCAUGUCUCCUGUAUUUUUUUAUUUUUUCAAUUUCAAAUUCAUUUCAAUUACACACAUAUUUAACAUGUCGGAUAGACAUUUUUAGGAAUAAAUUAUUUCAUUUGCGUCUUAACAGUGUGCAGACUUUUCACCUUUGUGUCUGCAGUAUUUUUUGUUAUAUUCGUGCCUGGAUGAACACACACUUGGUGCCUUUUCUGAUACUGUAAACAUUGUACCUACUAAACAUCAGCAAUGUUAGCAUGCUAGUGUUAGCAUUUAGCAAAGCAUUGUUGCGCCUAAGUGCAGCCUCACAGAGCUGCUAGGCUAGCUGUGUUUUAGGCUAAACUGCUAAAAAUGUGACUGAUUUUAGGCAGAAACGAACAAACAAUCAAUUAAUAUUCUCUUCCAAGAUCACAAACUGUCCUCCUAAAAUCCGGGCUACAUCCCUGAAUAUAUGAAUUUUUGUAUCUCAGGUUGGUUAUUAUCGUUCUUUUUGGCUAUUUAUGCUGUUUUUGAUUACUUAUUUAGCCACGUG
This is a messenger RNA of Chelmon rostratus (copperband butterflyfish), 1568 nucleotides long. It is a transcript of the gene cyb561d2, whose product is annotated as cytochrome b561 domain-containing protein 2. Lineage: Eukaryota; Metazoa; Chordata; Actinopteri; Chaetodontiformes; Chaetodontidae. Gene Ontology annotation, cellular component: endoplasmic reticulum. The record is from RefSeq and is a predicted model, not a curated record. Gene Ontology annotation, molecular function: transmembrane monodehydroascorbate reductase activity. The transcript is spliced from 3 exons. The coding region runs from base 204 to 881 and encodes 225 amino acids.